AUGGGCACAGACUGGCUAAUGGAAAAGCGAGGUUAUUUUGACAGGAUCGCAGCAUACGAGGAAGGGAGGAGCUUCACCCUGACUACUGAGAAGCGACAAGGGUACUGGGGUUCUGGGAGCAUGAUCAUGGCACUUCCUCUCGCCUUCGACUGGAAGCAGGAUCACAUCGUCAUCGUCAACCUAGAUGCCGAGGUGUUGACCAUACAGUUCGGCGCACAUUUUGACCUUUCCAACUUGCCGCGCGGGACCACGUCGUGGAAAAAUGCCAUAGUACCCAGCAUAUAUCGGCAAUACCCGACCGUGUCGCUCGACUUCUGUGGCACGGAUCAGAUGGCUGAGUCGGCCGUGGUACGGCGAACGCCAACACGGCUCUUGGAAGGAGAUAGAGUGGUUCGCGUUGUUCCAAACAGUAGUCUGUCUAGUGGGCGUGAUGUUUUUCUCACCCAUGCACUGACGGCAAUCUAUGGCGCCUACCACACAGAGAUUACACGUUUUGGCCUCGAGUGGCAGCCCGAUUCAUUCGUGUUGCGCGAGUUUGUAUUCGCUAUUCUAUCUAUCGCAUCAGGUGAAGCAGAAUUUAUCUCCCCCAAUUACUGUCGUGCCCCUCUUGGUCGUCAAUUGCCACGCGGAUGGUGUGAUGUCUGGUUCCCACGACGAGGGGCCAGUCCGGCAGCGGAGCGCUUGGCCACGUUUGGCUCAUUAUUCCACGAAGAGGGGCAAAAGGCUGGUGCGGCCCCAGCUGAGAAUAUAUACUGGAUGAAGGGGGUGGUGGUGAAGGUCUCGACUGUGGUUGAUGGGGUAGCGAUCCAAGAAGCAGUUGCCUGGGGGCAAGCGCAAGGGAAGCAUGCGUUUCUGGUGGUUGUGAUUUCCAUCUAUGAGAUUUGCUUUGCGGAGGUGCAUACGGGCGACGACAAGCAGCUAGUUAUUCGAUUCAGCGAAGCGGUGAAGCUUUCGCCGCUGCGAUGGGAAGAGUGCGUCGCGCUGCACCCUCUUACCCGACCUCAGUCUAGUGAGGAAGCUGGCAUGGACUUGACGCCGGGCGAGACGAUUACCUACCGUUACUUUACUGGAACGGCGCCAGGACUUGAGCAGCACUACACGGGCCUGGCAGCGCUGGUCAAGUUUUUGAAAGUGGCAAUGAUACGUGGUAUUCCCCCGCAAAGAAGAAGCGCGCUACCGCCAGAGAUUCUGGCACGGAUCAUGAGCUACACAGACAAAAGGACACUGGAGAAGUGCAUGCGACUGUCGCAAACGCUAUGUGGCUUUGGGUUUGCGGAUUUCCGAAUCGACGAGGAGUGGAAGAUUGCGGGACUACCAGAAGCACUGAGAAUCGAAGGCUGGGAGGAUUCCACAGAAGGGCUGCUCUAUUUUCGUGUCGCGAGACAAUCGACGGGCGAGAUUGUCAGGCUGGUGCAAGCCGUGCCUAGGGUAGCAGCAACGAGGGGAUGGUGCUGGCUGCCUCUAAUAACGGGAAGAGGAACGCGUGGAGUCUUGAUGGACAGGGUGCCGUUGAGAUUUGACUCGACGAGGCCUCAACGCACUAUCGGUUAUUAA
Cordyceps militaris CM01 is the source of this 1554-nucleotide messenger RNA. RefSeq lists its product as uncharacterized. The coding region runs from base 1 to 1554 and encodes 517 amino acids. The record is from RefSeq and is a predicted model, not a curated record. NCBI's taxonomy places the organism in Eukaryota, Fungi, Ascomycota, Sordariomycetes, Hypocreales, Cordycipitaceae. The transcript has a single exon.